GAAAAAGGAUUCUUUAUUCGAAAAUUGAAGGCAUCGAAUAUCAGUUGAAGGAAUAUCCAGAAGUCAUUAAUUUAAAGAUACCGACAAAUAUUUCACAAAUAAUUCGAAAUGUGGAUGCAGAUUGUAACUUUUUUGCAACAGUUGUUGAUACGACAAAGUCAAGUGGAUUUUUUACCUGUCAAAUAUUAUGUCCAUCAAUGGCGGAACCUAGACUUGUAAUUCAUUGUACUCAUAGAAGGUUUAAAAAGCGUCAAUGCAAAUUAAAAAUACGAUGGAUGAAAAUCUUUUGCGUUAGUGCGUCAACAAAGUUGCAUAAUGAAUCUUUGGAUAUUGGGCGUGAUACAACGGAGAAAGAUCUUUUUUUUGGAAUUCCUACAUUAAGUACACUAGAUUCUUCAAAUAAACGUCUCAUAAUAGGACAUUAUUUUAAAAAUAGUUAUGACAAUUUGCCUAGCUUUACUUUUUAUACGCUUGUAAUUUCAAAUUAUUACAACCAAAAUACUUACGGUACACUAAAUUUUCAAAAAAACCUCUUCAAAAAUCCAUAUAUAGAAUUUCGCAAAGAUUCUACUAAUUCUCUAAAACCAAAAUAUGUUAGCUUAUAUUUCACGGUUGAGAACAAUUAUGGUCCAAUUUUUCUGAAACAAAACAUUUAUCGAUUUCGAAUCAAAGAUAUUAUUUGUAAGAGUAAAGAUUGUACUAUUUGUAUAAACAAAACAAAGAUUUCAAAAAAAAAACUUACACGUUACUUCGAUCCAUACGAAAGUGAUGAUACUCCAAAUAUAUUAUCAUAUAAAGAUGAAGAUAAUUUGGCCAAGGUUAAAUCAUUCUCUAUUCCAUCCAGACAUAGUACUUCUGCUAGCAUAAAAUCACAAAAUUCUAAAUCAAUGAUUGAAUUACCUAUUUCAUCAUUGCUAAUUACGGAUAUUAAGAAGACAACAAUAAAAUUAACUUCUGAUAAGCAACAAAUGAUUCGACAAUUUAAAUUAAAUCAUGGCCUAUUAUUAAAUGGAACUAGUAUACAACCAAGUAAACAAGCUUUUGUUAACAAUAUCUGUUUUGAUUUUGAUAUAAGUUUAUUUGAAGAAGAACCUAUAGUUUAUACUAGAAUAAAUGAUGUUGAUUGUAGUAAAAAAUUAUCCGAAAUUUGUAUUAAUUUUCCGAUUGCUGAAAUCAAUUACAAGGGUGAUUAUCAGUUGGAAUCUGUUUUAAAAUAUACUGUUGAUAAAAUAAAGUUACAAGACAUAUAUGGUCAUUUCCUUGCAAGAAAAUUCUUAGUCGGUGGUCAAUUGUUCAUCAAGGGUAUUGAUUCAUCUGCUACAACGCAAAUCGAUAAAUAUUCCAGAAAUAAUUCAUUUGAUUUGAAUCUUCUACCAAGAAUUGAAACAUUAGAUGGGAAAAAACUAUCUUCUCAUGAAGAAUUAUCCAAUUGGAUGAAUAAUUUGUAUCAGAAGAAAGAGAUUGAAAUAAUUUCUUAUGAAAAUCUCAUUUCCAUUUCUCAAUUAACGGAAAGCAAAUCACAACCCGGUAUCGCAAAUUUUGACGAGAAGUUAAAUUUAGAAGAAUGGAUUGGCGGUUCAUUGCAUGAUAACUUAAUGAGUUGGGCUAGUAACUUUCACCUUUUUCAGGGAUUAAUAUUUAAUGGAAAUAAUGAAAUAGAAAUCAGCAAGAAAAGCGCCAUUAAAUUUAUUAAUGAACUUCUUAAAGUUAAUAAAAGUGAUAGAAAUUAUUUGAAAGUGAUCAAGCCUUCAACAAAAUUAGAAGUUAAUUUGAUCUCUAAUAAUAUUCUUACAAUUAAAAAUUUAAAUUCUUUUCCAUUUAUCAAAACUAUAGUUAAAAGUUAUGGAAAUUAUAACCAUGUACUUAUCAAAUUUGAAGAAUGCGAAAUUUUCCUAAAUAAAUAUAAUAUAAAACCUACCAAAGAAUUUGAAGAAGCAAUAGAACAAGCACUUGAUAAUAUGAAUCCAUUUGAACUUUACAAAACAUAUUUGAUGAAUAUGGAAUUACUGAUUUACGGGAUAGAUAACAAUAAUGGUGAUGAGUAUUAUAAACGUAUAAAUGUGGAACCAAGAUUGAAAGAUGAUGAUUAUAGAGUAUUUGGAUCAAUUAUUUCAAAAAAUUAUUCAAAAUUGAAAGAGUUUUGCAUUAAUUUUGGAAUAUAUGAGUUUAACGGAUUUUAUGCAAUAAUAAGAAAAUUGAUAGAUACGAGUAUCAAUAUAACAGAAUGUUAUGUUUUAUGGAUGAUUGUUGGGAAACCUUCAAAAUUAUCAACUUUUAGUCCGAAGAAUCGGGAAUGCAAAAUCAAAUGUUUUGAAAAAUCUAUUACAUACAAACCUAAUAAAUCAAACUAUUACAUCGAGCUAUCUCUUGAAUUAUCUCAGGGACGUGUUAUUUUCGUUAAUAAAUAUAAUUUUUUAACGAAUUAUGAACAUAUUAAAUUAGUUUCGUGGAAAAAUAAAGCUAUUAAUGUUCAAAUAGUCAAAGCAACAGAUAUAUCUAUUGAUAUAAUUUUAUCUUUUUGUAUUCUAACUUCAAAUCAUGUAAAGUUGAAAAUUGAUAACGGGAAUGAAGUAAUUUCUGAAUGUUCCUUCGACCUACUUGGAUAUAGUUUUACAGAAGGUUCAAUUGAAUCACCUCUUUCAUCGCUGACUGUGGAUACCAAAGUAGAAACAAAAAGGCCAGAUAACAAAACAAAUGAAUAUCUUCUUGUAAUGCAAUAUGCUGAUGGAGGCGACCUUCGCAAAUAUCUUCAUAUUAACUUUCAUACAUUAUAUUGGCAUGAUAAAAAAAGAUUAGCGUUCCAAAUUGCGGAAGGAUUAAAUUACCUACAUAACGAAAACAUUCUACAUAGGGAUCUGCAUUCUAGGAAUAUAGUUAUACAUGAAAAUAAUGCUAAAAUUACAGAUUUUGGAAUUUCUAAAUAUGACAAUAAUCAAAGUUCUACCAUUCAUUAUAGUAACUUUGAAAUUUCUAGUGGACGUCCUCCAUUUAAAGAUUGCAAUAAAAUUGCUCUUGCUGGUUCUAUUGUCAAUAACGGAGCUCGUGAAACUACUGAACCAAAUACUCCCAAAGAUUAUGAAAAAUUUUACCAGAAAUGCUGGGAUCAAGAACUUGAACGAAGAACUACCAUAGAUGAAGUAUUGGAAGAAUUUAAAAAGCUAGAUUUUGGAAAUAUAAUAAAAAAUGAGAAUGAAAGUUCUUCAGAAUCAUAUCG
Molecule: messenger RNA, 3214 nt
Organism: Funneliformis geosporum
Lineage: Eukaryota; Fungi; Glomeromycota; Glomeromycetes; Glomerales; Glomeraceae
Source: the annotation of a GenBank genome assembly